Messenger RNA from Temnothorax curvispinosus, 1417 nucleotides. RefSeq names its product something about silencing protein 10 (gene Sas10). Gene Ontology annotation, cellular component: nucleolus; small-subunit processome. Gene Ontology annotation, biological process: maturation of SSU-rRNA from tricistronic rRNA transcript (SSU-rRNA, 5.8S rRNA, LSU-rRNA). The transcript is spliced from 4 exons. Lineage: Eukaryota; Metazoa; Arthropoda; Insecta; Hymenoptera; Formicidae. Bases 1 to 1338 code for a protein of 445 amino acids. The record is from RefSeq and is a predicted model, not a curated record.
AUGGUUCGCAAAAAGAGAACAAGAAAACCUCUCGGUAAUGAGGAUAUUGACGAUAUGGACGACAUCGAAGAUGUGGAUAUGAAUGCUGUGACGGAUUCAGAAGAGGAAUAUACGGAAACUGAAAAAAAAUUGCUGGAGAAAGUGCGGAAACAGCGCACUACUGAAAAUUUCGAUAGCGACGAUGAGGUUUACGGGCUGCAAGAUGAUAGCGAGGUGGAAGAAGAAGACGAUGAGCGAGAUUCAAUGGAAUCUGACAUUGAGGGGGCACAGGAGGAUUACGAUAUGCCCAAUGACAGAGCUUGGGGCACUAAAGCGAAAGCCUUUUACUCGUCGGAUUUUAAAUAUACAGAUUAUGCAUCGGCGCCCGAAAAGGACUUGGUCAACGCGGACAUGGAGGAGGAAGAAGGAAGAAGAUUGCAUUUAAGAUCGAUGGGACAGCAUUUAGCUCUUGAUGGUUCAAGUUUUAGUAAAAAUAAAGCAGCUCAAGUUAUCGAGGACAGUAAAGUUGUUCGAAAGGACAGUACGCAGUUGUCUGAUAAGGAAUUUUUCAUGAUCAUGGUCAAGCUUUUUAAAGAUUACAUGACGCAAGCAAAAGACAUUUUGGCACCCUUUCUUGAAUUGGUCAAAGAUGGGACAUGUCCCGAAUGCAAUGCAGUAGCUUUUAUUAGAACCAAGUAUGAAAUUAUAUUAAAUUAUUGUACAAAUAUUUCGUUUUUGUUGAUGCUGCAAACCAAGGGACUGCCAGUGAAAUCACAUCCAGUUGUAAAACGUUUGGCACAGUACCGUCAUCUGAUCAGCGAACUGGAAUCAGAGCAGGGAGAUUUGUUGGAGCAAGUGGCAGAGAUACUGAAAGCAAUUAAAGAAGGUAGACCUCUUUACAGCAUAUCGGAUGGUUUUCAGAUACAAAGUAGUAAAAAGAGUCCAAGGCUUACUAGCUUAUCUAAAAAGCUGGCAAGUAAGAAAGAAGCAGUAACACUAGAAGAACAGUCACUAUCUGACAGUAUGAAUGAAGAAGCAAGCAUUGAAGAUCUAGAUACUGAAGAGAAGCAUGAUGGCGAAUCUGUGGUUGAUGAAAAAGAUACUACCAUUCUAGAUAGUAUGAAUGAAAAAGAAGAGGCUAAGAGAGCGAUAACAUACCAAAUGGCAAAGAACAGAGGUCUUACGCCUUAUCGGAAGAAGGAACUGCGCAAUCCGCGUGUAAAGCACAGAAAUAAAUAUCGCAAAGCCAAGAUUCGCAGAAAGGGCGCGGUGAGAGAAGUGAGAAAGGAAUUGACUCGUUAUGCGGGAGAGAUCUCGGGUAUCAAGGCAGGUGUGAAGAAAGGCAUUAAAUUAAAAUGAUUCACAGAUUUUGUCCAAUAUAGAUUACUUGGAUAUUUUUUCAAAUAUAUGAAUAUAUAUUGUAUUUAAUUGUGCUCGA